AUGUCUCUCCCAUUAGAAUACCUGGUUACCCUUCCAGACGGCAACACAUUCACACAGCCUACUGGUUUGUUCAUCAACAACGAGUUUGUCAAGUCUGUUUCCGGAAAGACGUUGGACUCCAUCAACCCAUCUACCAGUGAAGUCAAUGGUACCGUUUACUGUGCCGAGGAAGAAGAUGUCGAUAUCGCCGUCAAGGCUGCCAGAGCCGCAUUUAAGGACUGGAAGAAGGUCACCGGUGUGGACAGAGGAAUCUUGUUGAACAAGGUCGCUGAUGCCUUUGAAGCCCAAAGAGACUUGAUUGGUGCCAUUGAAGCCUGGGACUCUGGUAAGACCAAGGAACAAAACGCCGUAUACGAUAUUGACGAAUGUAUCAGUUGUUUCAGAUACUUUGCUGGCUGGGCUGACAAAAUCCAGGGUAAGGUGAUCCAGAACGAUCCAAAGAAGUUGGCCUACACCAUCCAUGAACCACUUGGUGUUUGUGGUCAGAUCAUCCCAUGGAACUACCCAUUGGCUAUGGCAGCCUGGAAGUUGGCUCCAGCUUUGGCUGCUGGUAACGUAGUUGUGUUGAAAACUUCAGAAAUUACACCAUUGUCUCUCUUGUACGUAGCUCGCCUCUUCAAGGACGCUGGUUUCCCAGCCGGUGUGGUUAACAUCAUCUCCGGCUUCGGUGCUGUUGCCGGUAAGGCUCUUUCAUCCCAUUUAGAUGUCGACAAGAUCGCUUUCACUGGUUCUACUGCUACUGGUAAGCUUAUACAACAGGCUGCUGCUUCUAACUUGAAGGCUGUGACCUUAGAGUGUGGUGGUAAGUCGCCUUUGAUCAUCCGUGAAGACGCUGACUUGGAACAAGCUGUCAAGUGGGCUGCCAUCGGUAUCAUGAGUAACCAAGGUCAGAUCUGUACGUCCACUUCCAGAGUGUACGUUCACGAAUCUGUCUACGACAAGUUCUUGGAGGAAUACACUGCACACGUGAAAGAAGCCUACAAACAGGGUAGUAUGUUCGAUUCUGAAGCAGUCGUUGGUCCACAAGUUUCGAAGGUUCAGCGUGAUAAAGUGUUGAGCUACAUCGAAAUCGGUAAGAAAGAAGGUGCCCGCUUGCUUUUGGGAGGUGAAAAGAACUCGGAGGGUGAAUUAUCCAAAGGAUUCUACAUCAAGCCAACUAUUUUUGCUGACAUCAAGCCUGAGAUGAGAAUCGUCAACGAGGAAAUAUUUGGCCCUGUUGUAGUGGUGGGUAAGUUCUCGUCAGACGAAGAAGUCAUCACUUACGCCAACCAGACCCAAUACGGUUUGGGUGCUGCCAUCUUCACCAAGGACAUCACCGUGGCCCACACUAUGGCUGCUGAAAUACAAGCUGGUAUGGUGUGGAUCAACUCUUCCAACGACUCUGAUGUCCACAUUCCAUUCGGUGGUGUCAAGAUGUCUGGUGUAGGUAGAGAAUUGGGUGAAUACGGAUUGUCCAUCUACACCCAGGCAAAGGCCAUUCACGUUAACUUGGGCAACAAGUUGUAG
This is a messenger RNA of Scheffersomyces stipitis CBS 6054, 1506 nucleotides long. RefSeq lists its product as uncharacterized. Gene Ontology annotation, molecular function: oxidoreductase activity, acting on the aldehyde or oxo group of donors, NAD or NADP as acceptor. NCBI's taxonomy places the organism in Eukaryota, Fungi, Ascomycota, Pichiomycetes, Serinales, Debaryomycetaceae. The record is from RefSeq and is a predicted model, not a curated record. The coding region runs from base 1 to 1506 and encodes 501 amino acids. The transcript has a single exon.